GCCGCUUUGCCUCCCCUCUCUGCCUGCAGGGAUGGAGGACCCCGGCGUCCAGAGGGGGAUAUGGGAUGGAGACGCCAAGACCGUCCAGCAGUGCUUGACUGACAUUUUCACCAGCGUUUACACCACCUGCGACAUUCCGGAAAAUGCCAUUUUUGGCCCCUGCGUGCUGAGCCACACGUCUCUGUACGACAGCAUCGCCUUCAUCGCCCUCAAGUCCACCGACAAGCGCACCGUGCCCUACAUAUUCCGGGUGGACACGUCGGCGGCGAACGGCUCCUCGGAGGGGCUCAUGUGGCUGCGGCUCGUGCAGUCGGCGCGCGAGCGGGAGGAGCAGAACCUGGAGGCCUACAUCAAGAGCGGGCAGCUCUUCUACCGCUCGCUGCGGCGCAUCGCCAAGGACGAGGAGCUGCUCGUGUGGAACGAUAUAAAGUUAAAAGCACGGAGGAUGCGGCGCGAGCGGCGGCCCCCGCCGCGGGAGGGCCUGCGCCGGCAGCGGCCGUCCGCACCCAGAUCCUCUCAGACCCGCGUGUAA
This is a messenger RNA of Tinamus guttatus (white-throated tinamou), 532 nucleotides long. The record is from RefSeq and is a predicted model, not a curated record. NCBI's taxonomy places the organism in Eukaryota, Metazoa, Chordata, Aves, Tinamiformes, Tinamidae.